GCUUCGAUUACUGCGGCUUCGGCCUCUUCUCCUUCACGCAGCGAUUCACCGCCGGGCGCCAGAGAUCCAGCUUCUUGCUCGUCUCCGCGGGCUCCUCGGGCAGCCUCGCGGCGCAGGCCGCCUUCGCCACCACCGAGCCCAACACGCUCCAGUCGGAGCUCCGAUCCAGGGUCCUCGACUACCUCAACGUGGGUGACGGCUCGUACAGCGCGGUAUUCACCGCCAGCAAGCGCGCGGCAUUCGCCCUCGUCGCGGAUUGCUACGACUUCCGUGCCAGAUCCAAGCUCGUCACGGUCUACGACCACGAGAGCGAGUCGGUCAAGGCGUUGACUACUGCGGCGGUACGCUCAGGGGGCCGGACGUGUGCCGCGCGGUUCCGGUGGCCGACGCUGCGGCUGUGCGGCGAGCAGCUGGCGGCGGAGCUCAAGACGCGCGGUAAGGGCAGUCGGCUGCUCAAGAAGAAGACCGGUACCGCGGGCGGUACCGCGGGCGGUAGGCGGCGGGGGCUCUUUGUCUUUCCCACGCAGAGCCGGAUCACUGGGACCAAGUACUCGUACCAAUGGAUGACUAUGGCGGAGAAGCACCGCUGGGAUGUGCUGCUCGAUGUCUCCGCCAUGGGUCCUCGCGAUAUGGGAUCGUUGGGACUCUCGCUUUUCCGCCCGGAUUUCAUCAUCUGCUCGUUUUACAAGAUCUUUGGGUCGGAUCCCACCGGGUUUGGGUGCUUGCUGAUCAAGGACUCGUCCAUGGCGAGCCUGCGAUCGUCCAGCUCCAGCCCCGGGAUUGGGAUGGUGAGAGUGGUGCCGGAUCUUGGCGAUGACGAGGAGCUAGCCGAGGACCUGGAUGAGAAUGUGCUCGGAGGUCGUCCUUCUUCUUCCGCGGCUGCGGCUAGGCCGGAUCUUAUCGCGUUCUCUGGGCCUGUGCUGGAUCGGGAUUUUUCGGCGGCGUCCUCGUCGGGAUUCCCGUUUGGAUCGGCCGAGGAGGAUCUCGAAGAGGAUGUGAUCGAGAAAGAUGGUGGUCAUCGCGAUCAUCGUCUGGAGGAGGAGAGUUCCAACGGGAACAAUGGCUCUAGCGAUCUUGGCAAGAGCAACAAUGGAUUUGGAUUCGGACCAUCACGAGAGUGUUCUUCCGAGAUCCAGGAAGUCGCGAACGAUCACUAUGCCCGCUCCAGCUCCGCUAGCUCCGAGCCAUCGUGUUCUUACACCUCCCAGCAAGAACAAGGCGACGAGCUCCGGGCGCUUCCAAACGGCGACUCGAGCGAUUCGAUCUUUCGGAAGAUUGGAAGAGACGAUGGGCUCAUCGACAGCAGGCGCUCCGACUUGUUCCCCAGAUUCCUUCCCAUCCGCGAGGAAGAAGAAGACGAGGAUCAGCCUGUGCCGCGAAUGGAAGAUCAGCUCGCGAGAUCAUCCAACGUUAACAUGGACAACAACUCCUCGUCCAGGAGCCUCAACGCUUCCGGACGAUCGUGGCGGAAGAACUCGAUCAGCUCUUGGGAUGGAGAGGGCGACUACUACGACGAUGACCUCGGCAGCGACGAGCCCUGGGACGAGGACGACAUUGACGACGAUCAAAGGGAGCGGCAGCAGCAGCACCGACCCGAGCCUCUCAUCGUUUGCCAGGGAUUGGAUCACGCAAACACCAUGGGAUUGAACAAGACGAACUGCCGGAUCAAGAGCCUCAUGGACUGGCUCAUCGCUUCCAUGAGCUCGCUCUUCCACCACAUUCCCGGGAGCUCUAGUUCUUCGAGUGCUCCUUCCACUGCGACGAAAAGGUGGCGGAGGAGACCGCUGGUGCAAAUCUUUGGACCCAAGGCACAGAUCGAUCGGGGGCCGGCCGUGGCGUUCAAUCUCUACGAUCAAAAGGGUGCGCUGAUCCAGCCGACAUUGGUCCAAAAGCUGGCGGAUCGGAGCUCCAUCUCGCUCGGCUGCGGCGUGCUCUCGAAUCUCUUCCUGGAGGAGGUGUGUGUGACGAGUGGGAGUGAUAAGGAGAACAAUGGCGGAGCUUCGUCGGCCAAGGCGGCACCAAGGAAGAAGAGAUUGCUGGCGGAGAAGUGCUCGAGCGUGUUUUCGGAUCACUCAGGCGGUGGAGCACACUCCGGGAGCAUGAAGAAGCUGGCGGAUCUUCCAGUGCUCACUGCGACGCUGGGCCUCGUCUCCAACUUCGAGGACGUCCAUCGGCUGUGGACGUUUGCUGCGAAGUUCUUGGAGCCCGAGUUCCUGACGGGGGAGCUCUUGCGCUAUCAGUCGCUGAAUCAAUCGAUCGUCUCGAUCGACGAGCAAGGAGAUCAAGCAGCAGCGGAUCGAUCUUCGUGAAAAGUUUUCGGGAUCAUUCUUCCGGGAGAGCAUGACUUAAGCAAGCAAAGAAGAGGAUGGCACAGAAAGCCCAUGAAGAGGAUUAAGGAUGGAUCGAUCCUCUUCAUGUGUUUUUCUGGAUCUUCUUCUUGACUUCCUUAGCUUGCAUCGCUAUAUCAGUCAACGACCCGAGUUAGUUAACUUUUGGUCAACGUUAAUUUUGAAUUUGGUCAACAUUAA
Messenger RNA from Selaginella moellendorffii, 2528 nucleotides. RefSeq lists its product as uncharacterized. The transcript is spliced from 2 exons. Bases 564 to 2309 code for a protein of 581 amino acids. The record is from RefSeq and is a predicted model, not a curated record. Lineage: Eukaryota; Viridiplantae; Streptophyta; Lycopodiopsida; Selaginellales; Selaginellaceae.